UCACUUCUUAUCACAGUUGACUCGAUGUUGACUGUUGAGCAAAAAUUUUCUAUCUUUCGAGUGUAUUUUGAUACCGCCGAUACCGGUAAUGAUUAAUAUCUAAAUAAUCUACCACCAUCUCAUGAAAGAAACCAACCUUCUCUUGUAAUGGGCUUCCGUCUAACCAUGUACAGAAAACUACUCGGCGUAUCUUCGUUCAGUACUUUCGCAGCUCUUCGAAAAGAAGUACCUAGGAAUUUGAAAAACAAAAGUAAAACUGCUCAAGAAUGGAUAAGUAGACAACUUUCCGAUCCUUAUGUUAAAGAAGCAAGAAUACACAACUUCAGAUGUCGAAGCGCAUUCAAGUUGCUGCAAAUAGACGAAAAAUACCAAAUAUUAAAACCAGGCGAUAUCGUAAUCGAUUGCGGAGCUGCUCCUGGUAGCUGGAGUCAGAUAGCUGUCACUAAAACCAAUUCCAACGGCAAAGAACCGGAAUUACCUACCGGUAAAGUAAUAGGUAUCGAUAAAAUCACCGUUAGCCCAAUCGAAGGAGCCAUUUUCCUUUGUCCUUACGACUUCACCGCUGAAAACACGCAGGCUAGAAUUCUGCAAGAGUUAAAUGGAUCCAAAGUCGACUCGGUGUUGAGUGAUAUGGCGCCAAAUGCCACCGGACAUAAACGUAUGGAUCACGAAUACCUUAUGGAAAUGGUGUACAGUGUUUUAAGAUUCGCCGUCCUUAACACCAAAAUAAAUGGAACACUUUUAGUUAAAGUGUGGAACGGAAAUGGCAUUAAUGAUUACGAAAAUAACCUCAAGAAAUUCUACAACAAUGUAAAAGUAGUUAAACCUGAUAGCAGUAGAGAUGAUUCAGCCGAAAUGUACUUCCUUGCUCGACAAUUCAAAGGUGCCAGGCAGAAAACAACAUCGUGAACCGAACUACAUCUUUUUCGAAUGGAUCCUGAAACAAACACAAGCUUAUGACGAUCUACAAAACGAAGUUCAUCCAGUGCUUGAAUCGACUUCGUUAAAAUUCUUAUAAUUAAAAACUAUACGUUAAAUUCCACCUACGGUAGUGGAUUUACUUUCUUGUUAUUCUUGUUGAAUUUGUUAUUCGUCGAAGGGUAAUUUUUACCCCACCGUUAAUGUAAAUAAACGACAAACGAAAUAACUCAA
Molecule: messenger RNA, 1152 nt
Organism: Planococcus citri (citrus mealybug)
Lineage: Eukaryota; Metazoa; Arthropoda; Insecta; Hemiptera; Pseudococcidae
Gene: Mrm2
Product: Mitochondrial rRNA methyltransferase 2
Exons: 4
Coding region: 148-909 (253 amino acids)
Biological process (GO): RNA methylation
Cellular component (GO): mitochondrion
Molecular function (GO): rRNA (uridine-2'-O-ribose)-methyltransferase activity
Source: RefSeq, a predicted model, not a curated record